Nymphaea colorata (pocket water lily) is the source of this 1058-nucleotide messenger RNA. RefSeq names its product endo-1,3;1,4-beta-D-glucanase-like. Lineage: Eukaryota; Viridiplantae; Streptophyta; Magnoliopsida; Nymphaeales; Nymphaeaceae. Gene Ontology annotation, molecular function: hydrolase activity. The transcript is spliced from 7 exons. Bases 77 to 802 code for a protein of 241 amino acids. The record is from RefSeq and is a predicted model, not a curated record.
GGGCUCUCCUGCUUUCACCACUAGUUGGGAGCUAGAAACAAGUGUAGGAAUUGCCUCUGUAGUUGAGCAUUAGAAAAUGGCAGUUGCUCAAUGCUAUGAGAUACCACCUGCAGCACUCAACCCCAGCUGUGGGGAUCAAUUAGGCUCUGGGGAGUGCCUGAUCGGAAGCUUGAAAGCCUAUGUUACUGGUUCUCCAAGCAGCAAAAAGGCUGUCAUCUUGGUUUCUGAUGUCUUUGGAUAUGAGGCACCCAACCUGAGGAAACUUGCUGACAAGAUUGCUGCAAGUGGAUUUCUUGUGGUGGUUCCGGACUACUUCCAUGGAGAUUCCUAUGCUCCAGAAAAGGGUUCUAUUCCUGACUUUUUGGACAAUCAUGCUCCAGAGAAAGGAUUUGAAGACACCAAGCCUCUGAUUGCAUAUUUAAAGAGCCAAGGAAUAUCAUCUAUUGGGGUUGGAGGCAUUUGUCGUGGUGGAAAGGUGGUCGCAGAAUUAGGCAAGACUGAAGAAAUCCAAGCUGCUGUCAUGUUUCACCCUUCACUUGUUACUAUAGAUGAUAUCAAGGAGGCUAAAGUUCCUACUGCAAUUCUGGGAGCAGAAAAAGAUCAAUCAUCUCCACCGGACUUGAUUAAGAGGUUUGAGGAGGUUCUAUCUGCAAAGAAAGAGAUGAAUAGUUUCGUGAAGAUAUUCCCAGGCGUCGGGCAUGGCUGGACAAUGAGAUACAAGCCAGAGGAUGAAGCUGCCAUGAAGAAGGCAGAAGAAGCGCACAUUCACAUGAUUGAGUGGUUUACUACUUAUGUGCACUGAGUGCAUGACUCUGCUCAACAGACGAGCUAUGGGAGUAGAAGCUAUCUGGAUUAAAUAAAAAGCAUGACUGGGUGUGAUACUAUUCACACUGUCAUGUUCUUUGUACUUUGUGCUCUGUUGAAAUGUGAAAGUAUGCUUCUAUCUAUAAAAUUCCGCAUGUUGGCAGCCUAAUAAAAAAUAGCUUGUAUCUUUCUCACUGACUUUGGUGGCUUACAGAUCCGGGUUUGGACCACCAAUUUUAGCAAGCAUUAAUUCA